Molecule: messenger RNA, 591 nt
Organism: Geodia barretti
Lineage: Eukaryota; Metazoa; Porifera; Demospongiae; Tetractinellida; Geodiidae
Source: the annotation of a GenBank genome assembly
AUGGAACCCUUUGUCCAACUGGAAGGCGUCGUGGCGCCCCUCGAUGCCGUCAACGUCGAUACCGACAUGAUCAUCCCCGCCAUAUACCUCAAGAGCAUCGAACGCACCGGCUUCGGCCCGCACCUGUUCGACCGCUAUCGGUACAACGAGGACGGUUCGGAGAACCCCGAUUUCAUCCUCAACCAGGAUGCCUAUCGCAGUUCCCGGAUCCUGGUGUCCGGGCCCAAUUUCGGCUGCGGCUCGUCCCGCGAGCACGCCCCCUGGGCCCUGGACGACUUCGGCAUCCGGUGCGUCAUCGCGCCGAGUUUCGCCGACAUCUUCUUCAACAACUGCUUUAAGAACGGACUGCUACCCCUUACCCUGCCCGAAACCGACGUCCGUCGCAUCAUGGACAAGGCUAAGGACAACCCCGGCUUCCAGAUCAUGGUUGACCUGGAGGCGCAGCAGGUCCGCGACGCUGACGAGGAGAUCGUCCUGGACUUUGAGGUCGACGAGUUUCGCCGCUACUGCCUGCUGAACGGCCUCGACGACAUCGGGUUGAGCUUGCAGCACGAGGAUGCCAUCUCCGCUUACGAAUCCCGCCAAGGCUGA